Molecule: messenger RNA, 1662 nt
Organism: Heterocephalus glaber (naked mole-rat)
Lineage: Eukaryota; Metazoa; Chordata; Mammalia; Rodentia; Bathyergidae
Gene: Ak8
Product: adenylate kinase 8
Biological process (GO): nucleobase-containing compound metabolic process
Molecular function (GO): ATP binding; AMP kinase activity
Source: RefSeq, a predicted model, not a curated record
GGCGGGGGCCCGGGUCGCACGCUGAUGACGCGCCUGCGCGGCGCCCUAGCAACCCGGUUGCCAACGUGCGGCGAAAGGUCGCCAACAUGGAUGCGACCUCGGCCCCUCACCGCAUCCCCGCAGAGAUGCCCCAGUAUGGGGAGGCGAACCACAUCUUCGAGUUAAUGCAGAGCAUGCUGGAGCAGCUCCUGAUCCACCAGCCGCAGGAUCCCAUCCCCUUCAUGAUCGAGCACUUGCAUCGAGACAACGAUCAUGUGCCGAAGAUCAUAAUAUUAGGUCCACCCGCCUCGGGGAAAACAACUAUCGCCAUGUGGCUCUGCAAACACCUGAACACGAAUCUCCUCACCAGGGGGACCUUACUAGGAAAAGAAUUCUCCUCUGUGGCUGAGGAAGCCAGAAAGCAGUACCAGAGAUUCAAGAAAGUCCCUGACUCACUGCUCAUCCAGCUGGUUCAGGAGCGCCUGAUGGAAGAGGACUGUGUCAGGAGGGGCUGGAUCCUGGAUGGCAUUCCUCAGACUCGGGAGCAGGUGCUGAUGAUGCAGACGCUGGGGCUCGCCCCCCGGCACGUCAUCGUGCUGAAUGCUCCAGACUCGGUCCUGAUCGAGCGAAAUCUGGGGAAGAGGAUUGACCCUGUAACCAGAGAGAUCUAUCAUACCACCUUUGACUGGCCACGCGAGGCCGAAGUCCAGAACCGGCUGCUGGAGCCUGAGGGCAUCUCGGAGGUGGAGACAGCUCGGAAACUGCUGGAAUACCACAGGAGCAUCAUCAGGAUCCUUCCCUCCUACCCCAGAAUCCUGAAAGCCAUCAGCGCCGACCAGCCCUGUGUGGACGUCUUCUACCAGGCUCUGACCUACGUGCAGACCAGCCAUCGCUCCAAUGCCCCGUUCACCCCGAGGGUGCUGCUGUGCGGGCCCAUGGGCAGCGGCAAGAGCCUGCAGGCCGCCCUGCUGGCCCAGAAGUACGGGCUUGUCAACAUCUGCUGCGGGCAGCUGCUGAGGGAGGCCGUGGAAGACCAGUCGAAGCUGAGCGAGCUCAUCCAGUCCUUCUUUGACAAGGAGAUGACAGUCCCCGACGACAUCAUCCUGAAGGUGCUCAAGGGGCGCCUGGACCGGCCAGACUGCGUGCACAAAGGGUGGGUGCUGCACGGCUUCCCUCGAGACCUGGACCAGGCCCACAUGCUGGCCAGCAUGGGCUACAGUCCCAACCGGGUGUUUUUCCUGAAUGUGCCCUUGGAUUCCAUCCUGGAGCGCCUGACUCUGAGAAGGGUGGAUCCGGUCACGGGAGAAAGUGGCUGUGGGUCAUGGGCCCCUGCCACCUCCCCAAUAGGUACCACCUCAUGUACAAGCCGCCUCCCACCCCGGAGAUACAGGCCCGCCUCCUGCAGAACCCGGAGGAUGCUGAAGACCGGGUGAAGCUGCAGACAGACCUGUUCUACAGGAACUCCUCAGAGCUGGAGCAGUUCUACAGGCAGGCCCUUACCCUCAACGGGGACCAGGACCCCUACACGGUCUUCGAGUACAUAGAGAGCGGGAUCAUCAACCCCCUGCCCAGGAAAGUGUUCUGACGGCCCCACCGGGUAGCAAACCCUGGAGAAACAAGCUCAUCCUCUGCCCCCAGCCUUCUGGAAACCUCCACUAAGCCAAUAAAGAGUGCCGGCCACUG